This is a messenger RNA of Crotalus tigris (Tiger rattlesnake), 1473 nucleotides long. It is a transcript of the gene THOC7, whose product is annotated as THO complex 7. Gene Ontology annotation, cellular component: THO complex part of transcription export complex. Bases 53 to 1183 code for a protein of 376 amino acids. The transcript has 9 exons. Lineage: Eukaryota; Metazoa; Chordata; Lepidosauria; Squamata; Viperidae. The record is from RefSeq and is a predicted model, not a curated record. Gene Ontology annotation, biological process: mRNA processing; mRNA export from nucleus.
CACAUGUGGUACAGGUGGUGCCCAAAAUGGUCAGCAGGACAGAGCACACAGCAUGGCAGCCCCAGGGAGACUGAGCAAAGGUCACCAAAGGUUACAGGGCCAGUGGCCAAGGCAGGCCUCCCCCGCACACCUGGGCAGGGGGGAGGAGCCUUGUCCCCUCACCUGCCACCCUCCCCGGUUUUGUCCUCACCUGGUGAGGAAGGCGCCCUGCUGGAGUGGGGAGGCCUGGCCCAGAGGAGCGGGACUCACUGGGCGGACUUCUGCAGCCCGGCUGCCGCCCGGGCUCGCCUGCCUUGCCAACCUCGGCCGCCUUCCCUCUUUUUUGCCCCCAACUUGUCUCGGCCCGGCGAGCUUCAGGCCCCAACCGUCGCCGCCGCCGCCGCCGCCACCGACGACGACGACGACGACGCCACCACCUCCUCCCCCUCCAUGGCUACCGCUCACCCGGCUGCCGCUGCUGCAUUGUGGGAAGCGGCCGUCUGAGUCUGAUCCACCUCACUCGCCGACGCCGCCGCCCAGACCGGCUCCUGCAGCAGGAGCAACCGCUGCCGCCGCCGCCGCCGCCGCCAUGGGAGCUGUAACCGACGAUGAAGUUAUUCGCAAGCGACUUUUGAUUGAUGGAGAUGGUGCAGGGGAUGACAGACGAAUUAAUUUGUUGGUGAAGAGUUUCAUCAAGUGGUGCCAUUCUGGAUCUCAAGAAGAAGGCUAUACUCAGUAUCAGCGCAUGCUCAGCACUCUUUCACAAUGUGAAUUUUCAAUGGGAAAAACUCUACUAGUAUACGACAUGAAUCUCAGAGAAAUGGAGAACUAUGAAAAAAUCUACAACGAUAUAGAAAACAGCAUAGCUGCAGCUCAUGAAAAAAUUGCUGAGUGCAAAAAGCAAAUUCUUCAAGCGAAAAGGAUACGAAAAAACCGCCAAGAAUAUGAUAGCUUGGCUAAGUUAAUACAGAAACAUCCAGAUAGACAUGAAACACUGAAGCAGUUGGAAGCUCUGGGGAAAGAACUGCAGCAUCUGUCUCAUAUCAAAGAAAGUGUUGAAGACAAACUGGAGUUGAGACGAAAGCAAUUUCAUGUUCUUCUGAGCACCAUCCACGAGCUUCAGCAAACACUGGAAAAUGAUGAGAAGCUUUCAGAAGCUGAAGAAUCAUCAGAUGCUCCAAUGGAAGCAGAAGAUAAACAAUAGAUGUGUAUAGCUCAGAAAUCUGUGUGAUCUGUAUUAAGGAACAGGAGCUUGAACCACGACCACUGCCACCACCAGGACCAUUGAUACCACCAAAAUAAAUCCUCCUGUGGAUUGAAGGAUUUUCAGUUGCAAGUCUGAGAAUCAAUUGGCUGGGCUAAGUAGAAUGACCAAACUGCAGCAUUCUAAAUGCCGGCAUGUGCCAUCCCAACUAUAGGUCAAGAAUUAAGAUUUCCAUGUAUUGUCAGUUCAAACUACUGUAUAUUAAAAAUGGACGGGCAUUUGUGAUGAUA